UUCCUCACUUACCUCCUUCCUCUCAUCAUCCGUCAGUAGAGACCAGCUCUCGGUGCAUGUGCUUAUCAUUCAGAAGCUUGGACGACUGGUAGCCACAGCGCAAAGCACACUUUACGCACGCGGGAUGAGGCUUCGGUGCUAGCCGUCCUGGCCUCUCCUCUCGUUAAAGGAGUUCUAUCUUGGUUCCGAGUCAGCUGGGACUUAAAGCGGACCUGUCUUUCCCUGGUACUUCGAAGGUCUCCACGCGCUGGAAAUGGCAGGAGCACAACCGGGCGUCCACGCGCUACAGCUCAAGCCUGUGUCGGUGUCUGACAGCCUGAAGAAUGGGAGCAAAUUCAUGAAAUGGGAUGAUGACACCACUGCUGUCACCCCAGUGACCCUACGGGUCGACCCCCAGGGCUACUUCCUGUACUGGACGGACCAGAAUAAGGAAACUGAUGUGCUGGACAUUUCCUACAUCAAGGACACUCGGACGGGGAAGUAUGCCAAGCUGCCUAAGGAUGUGAAACUGCGUGAGCAGCUGGAUGUUGGCACUCUGGUGGGGAAGAUGGAGAACCGCAUGAUGACGGUGGUCAGUGGGCCGGACAUGGUCAACAUCACCUUCCUCAACUUCAUGGCCUUCCAAGAGGAGGUGGCCAAGGAGUGGACAGACGAGCUCUUUAGCCUGGCUUCCAACCUGUUGGCUCAGAAUAUGUCACGUGACGCCUGCCUGGAUAAAACAUACACCAGACUGAAGCUGCAGACCAACCCUGAAACCGGCAUCCCAGUGAAGAAUAUAUUCCGGAUGUUCUCAGCAGACCGGAAGCGUGUGGAGACAGCGCUGGAGAACUGCAAUCUACCGUCUGGACGGAAUGAUACUAUUCCACAGGAGGACUUUACUCCAGCGAUUUUCCGUGUGUUCCUCAAUGGCAUCUGCCCCAGACCAGACCUCGAUAUGAUCUUCUCUGAAGUCGGGGCGAAGAGCCGGCCCUACCUAACGUUGGAGCAGCUGACCGAUUUCAUCAACAAUCGCCAGCGAGACCCGCGGCUAAACGAGAUCCUCUACCCGCCCCUCAAGGCCGAGCAGGUGCAGGCAUUGGUGGACAAGUACGAGCCCAGCACCAUGCUCACCCAGAGAGGUCAGAUAUCAGUUGAAGGGUUCACGCGCUACCUGAGCGGGGAGGAGAACAGCAUCAUCCCUCCAGAGAAGCUGGAUCUGAGUGAAGACAUGACGCUCCCCCUCUCCCACUACUUCAUCAACUCCUCCCACAACACCUACCUCACAGCGGGCCAGCUGGCAGGAAACUCCUCAGUGGAGAUGUAUCGUCAGGUGUUGCUGUCAGGGUGUCGCUGUGUGGAGCUGGACUGCUGGAAGGGUCGCACCGCUGAGGAGGAGCCGAUCAUUACGCAUGGAUUCACCAUGACAACAGAUAUCUCCUUCAAGGAAGUCAUAGAGGCCAUUGCAGAAAGUGCAUUUAAGACUUCGCCAUUCCCCGUCAUCCUGUCCUUUGAGAACCAUGUGGACUCCCCGAAGCAGCAAGCGAAGAUGGCAGAGUACUGCCGGUCAAUAUUCGGAGAGGCACUGCUCAUAGAUCCACUUGAGAAAUACCCGCUGGAGCCUGGUGUGGCUUUGCCCAGUCCCAUGGACCUGCUGGGCAAGAUCCUGAUCAAGAACAAGAAGAAAUCCCACAAGGCCGAUGGCAGCACCAAGAAGAAGCUCACAGAGCAGACGUCUAAUCCCUACAGUGACACCUCCAGCAUGUGUGAGCCUUCCUCACCCAGUGCAGGGUCGACGCACCAUGAGCCGGCUGAGCGGGAGCGAGAGCGGGACCCCACACAGCAGUCCCCACCUGAGGGAAGUGAGGGAGGCUCACAAAGGAGGAAGUUUAUCGGUGAGGUGGAGGUAGACAGCGAGGAAGAGGAGGAUGAUGACGAAGAAGGAAAAAAGUCAGUGGAUGAGGACACAGCUGGCAGUGAGACAUUUGCAACUGAGGAAAUGUCCAACCUGGUCAACUACAUUCAGCCUGUGAAAUUCAACUCUUUUGAGGGAGCCAAGAAGGUCAAUCGGAGCUAUGAGAUGUCAUCCUUCGUGGAGACCAAGGCCCUGGAAAACCUCACCAAGUCCCCUGUGGAGUUUGUAGAGUAUAACAAGUUCCAGCUGAGCCGUAUCUACCCAAAGGGCACGCGCUAUGACUCCUCUAACUACAUGCCCCAGGUCUUCUGGAACACUGGCUGCCAACUGGUGGCCCUCAACUUCCAGAUGAUCGACCUGUCCAUGCAGUUGAACCUUGGCAUGUUCGAGUACAACAGGAAGAGUGGCUACCGGGUCAAACCAGAGUACAUGCGCCGCUCCAACAAGCAGUUUGACCCCUUUACAGAGCGCACAGUGGACGGCAUCGUGGCCAACACACUCUCAGUGAAGAUCAUCUCUGGACAGUUCCUCUCGGACAAGAAGGUCGGCACGUACGUGGAGGUGGACAUGUUUGGCCUUCCAGUUGACACCAAGAGGAAAGCCUUCAGGACCAAGACAUCUCCGGGAAACUCCCUCAACCCAGUGUGGGAGGAAGAGCCCAUAGUCUUCAAGAAGAUUGUCCUGCCCACUCUGGCUUCGUUGAGGAUAGCUGUGUUUGAGGAUGGAGGGAAGUUCAUUGGACAUCGGAUCUUACCUGUCUCAGCUAUUCGACCAGGUUACCACUAUGUGGCUUUGAGGAAUGAGAAGAACCAGUGUUUGACACUGCCCACUCUGUUUGUCUGCAUUGAGGUGAAGGAUUAUGUACCCGACACAUUUGCAGAUGUGAUUGAGGCCCUGUCCAACCCCAUUCUCUAUAUCAGUCUGAUGGAGCAAAGAGCCAAUCAGCUGGCCGCCCUUACGCUGGAGGAGGGAGGAGAGGAGCCCGAGCACAAAGAGGUGGAGAAGGGCGGGGACUCACCCUCGGAACACAAAGCUGAGCCCAAUCCACUUCCUGCUGAGAACGGCAUGAACCACGCCCCUCUCAUCACCACCAAACCCCCGUCUGUUAACCAGCAGCCACCGCCUACAGCUAAACCUGCAGUGAAAUCGGAGGACAUCAUUCAGACUGUGCUGACAGACGUGCAGGCCCAGUCUCUGGAGGAGCUGAAGCAGCAGAAGGCGUUUGUGCGCGAGCAGCGGCGGCAGUACAAGGAGCUCAAGGAGCUGGUCAAGCAGCACCACAAGAAGACGGCCGAGCUCAUCAAGCAGCAGACGGCCAAGCACAGCGAGCUCAAUGCCCAGCUGCUGCGCCGACGCUCCUCCCUGCAGAAGAGUGCCCGAAGAGACGGUAAGAAAAGAUCUGACUCUCAGCACAGCCUGAGCGCACUGGAGCAGGAGCUGGCAUCUCUGGAGGAGGAGAGUAGCCGGCGACUGACCGAGCUCAAGGAUCAGCAACAGCAGGAGCUGCUCCAACUGCGCCAGGAACAGUACUACAGUGAGAAGUACCUUAAGCGGGAGCACGUCAAACAGCUCGUAGAAAAGCUCACAGCUGUAGCUGAAGAGUGUCAGAACAGCCAACUGAAGAAACUGAAGGAGCUGUGUGAAAAGGAGAAGAAGGACCUGAAGAAGAGGAUGGACAAGAAGAGACAAGAGAAGAUCAACGAGGCCAGGUCACGAGAGAAGAAUGUUACAGACGAGGAGAAGCUGGAAAUCAACAGGACAUUUGUCAACGAGGUGGUCCAGUACAUAAAACGGCUUGAAGACGCUCAGAGCAAACGUCAGGAGAAGUUACUGGACAGACAUAAAGACAUCCGGCAGCAGAUCCUGGACGAGAAGCCAAAGUUGCAAGGCGAGCUGGACCAGGAGUACCAGGACAAGUUCAGGCGACUUCCGGUGGAGAUUCAGGAGUUUGUGCAGGACACGGCUAAAGGCUGCCUGCACCUCUCCAAAAUGUCCAUCUCCACGACAACCGAGAGACUGAACAGCAAAACAUCGCCGUCUGAGGAGGAUGUAGAUGAAAGUCCGUCCGAAAGGGUGUUUGACACACCCUUCUGAAACCGUCCCACACACACACACACACACACACACACACACACACUUCUGAAACUGUCCCACACACACACACACACACACACACACACACGCACAGACACACACACAGACACACACACACACACACACACACACACACACACACACACACACACUGUACACACACAAAGCUCUCACAUAUGCACACUUACACUCUCAGAAUCUGUAGUUCUGUUGGCAUAUGUAAAUACCUAUUUUUAAUUUCUAUGUUGUUCUGAUCUCUUUUAAACCUUCGGGUACGACCAUAGUUAAAAUAGAGAUUUUGCUUAAAGACAGAGAGAACGAAAAAAAAGGACUUACUUGAACUACUGUGUUGCACGACUGUUUCCGAUGUGUACUCUUAAGAUUAUUUAGUCCUAUGGGAACCUCAUAUUGUGGACUGUUUUGUGGAGUAACAUUGCUAGUAAGUGGACUUAUACUACUACAUGUGCACUAAAAACUCUACCCUAGCAAGAGUACCAUCAUCAUCAUAAAUUAUAAUCGUUUUUAAUAAUAUUGAAGAGAGCUAAUGUUGGAUUUUUAUCGAAUGCCAUGAGAGUUUGUGUUGCCAGAUUCCAAAACCCCUAAAGCCUCUCUGUCUUCGGUUCGGCUUGGGUUAGGAGCCCUUUUCGUUAGCUGUGUGUGUGUGUGUGUGUCGGAGGGUAGGGACCAAGGGUGAGGAGACCCCCACCCACCCCCCUCCACCACCACCAGGUGCUCUCCUAUAACCAGGAUCGCCACUGUUGCAGUAGUACUGCAGUUCUCCUCCAGGUUUACCUGAAGUCUCCUCACCUUAAAUGGUUCGACCAGCAGGGUCUGGAAAAACCUCUGCACCUGUUAGAGUGAGGGACGUCUUGUUGUGGACAGACAGAAGGGGUUUGGUUCCUGGGGAACACACCUCUGUGUGUUGGGCAUGAGGUAGACAUGAGUGACUCAAGGGAAUUUACUACUGCAUCUUUAGUACAACCCUCCUGGACAAGAAGACACCUGAGAAGAGUAAUGGAUUAGAAUAAUGGAUUAUAAAAGAAAAGAAUGUGGAUUCCAUAGUGGGCGAUCUGAUGUAUGUAUUUAUUCACAGGUGAAGUGACCUGGGCCGUGGUAGAUUGGCGUUGAGGUUGCAGAUUGACUAUGCCACUGUACGUUAUACGAGGUCAGACCGAAAUGUCUGCCCCUGGACAGUGAGAGGGUGUUAUAACCACAAAGCAGGUUACACUCACCCAGAUGACUGCAGGUGAACCUGAAUUGGCACUUUCAACACAUGUGCAGAAGUUAGAGAUUGCUCAGAUUUUGAAGAACGCUCAGAAUUGUGAGGUUUUCAGCUUUCCCGUAUCACAGUCGAUCUGGCCAACCCAAAACCUUGCUUCCUAGUGCCGUCCUGUUCUGUGACUCACCACUGGUCUUCUGUUUUCCUUAAGACUGCUGCUGCAUCGAUAGGUCAUUCAUAACUGUGGUAAUGUGUCUUGUAAGAUAUUAUUUGAGGUUUUAACAUAUUUUGUAGAAAUUUGGUCAAUUCCAUAUCUUCUUUUACAUUUAAUAUAUUUUACAACUUUUUUUGUUUGUGUAUUUGUUUUUGUUUUGUUUUUAAGAUUAUAAUAAUAACCAAACUAGGAAUGGUUUGGGUUUGGGAGUGAAUGAUAUUUCAUGCACCUGCAUGUGUUGUACACUUGUAAAUGUCUGGUAUGAUGCAUUAACAUAGAAAUGUAAAUAAAAACAUUGAUGAUGAUAAAGAAAUGAUACAUAUACUAUAUCAAGAUUACCCAUACAUGCAUAGUAUAUACAUAUUCAUAACCUUUGAACCCCUUACAUAGUUUCUGCUCAAAUAAACGCCAAUCUACACAUUUCACAGACACAGCAUGUGUCCUGCAGCAUUUAUUCCAUAGAUGAUUCUCUCUCUCUUGGACCCUGUUUACAUUAGUUUUUAUGAUUUGUCUUGGGUGAUCCAAUCACAGGUGGGCAGUUCUAAAUACAAGGGUAAACAACCACCAAGACACAUUGUGAUCCAAUCACUCAAACCACUUGUCGAGGUGGUCUGAGACGCAUUUGACCACAUAUCUUUUGUAGUGUAGACGCUAAUGGAUUCUGAUGCAUCCCAGGCAAUGGGAGUUCUAAGGAAUGUGAUGCUAACAAUAGCAGAAUCUAAACACAGGUGGUCAGCAACGUCUGGCUGUACACCUUGAAUGUGUAUGUGUGUAAACCGCAAUGUGUCUCGGCUGAACACUUGUGAUCGGAUCACCCAGACGUAUUCUAAAACAACGCAAACAGGCCUGUAGAUUCUGUCUUUGAAGGUGAAGCAUGUGAUUCUGGCGUAAGGUAGUUUAUAUUUGAGCAGCCAACCAAACAACAUCCUUUCCUUCCUGAUGCAACAUGUUGCUGGGAUUGUUUAUGUCUGAGCCACUGUGUUUGCUUCCCGUUCACAGUGGCAGUACUGCGUAGGAACGCCAGAGGUUUUGUUUUUGUUUUGGUUUGUUUGUUUUAAUCACACACUCUAAACACACAACUAUAGAGCUAUAUGACAAGCAAUCAGCUGAAUUUGGCAAAAAGGGAACUAUGUAAAUUUGGUGAUUAGUGAAUUGGG
Molecule: messenger RNA, 6575 nt
Organism: Alosa sapidissima (American shad)
Lineage: Eukaryota; Metazoa; Chordata; Actinopteri; Clupeiformes; Clupeidae
Product: 1-phosphatidylinositol 4,5-bisphosphate phosphodiesterase beta-1-like
Exons: 33
Coding region: 254-3985 (1243 amino acids)
Biological process (GO): phosphatidylinositol-mediated signaling; lipid catabolic process; memory
Cellular component (GO): cytoplasm; nuclear speck
Molecular function (GO): phosphatidylinositol-4,5-bisphosphate phospholipase C activity; calmodulin binding; calcium ion binding
Source: RefSeq, a predicted model, not a curated record